Molecule: messenger RNA, 1752 nt
Organism: Arachis ipaensis
Lineage: Eukaryota; Viridiplantae; Streptophyta; Magnoliopsida; Fabales; Fabaceae
Source: RefSeq, a predicted model, not a curated record
AUGAGGUAUGAUGGAACGCAGGACCCCCUGGAGCAUCUAACGGCCUUCGAGGCCAGGAUGAACUUAGAAGGAGUAGGAGAUGAGUUCACAACCAGGAUCGCGAAAGCCAAGCACCCGAUCAAUUUGCUAGGGGUGACCCAGAGAGCCGGGGAGUCGACCAGGAAAUACUUGGAUCGUUUCAACGACGAGUGCCUGGAAAUUGACGGUUUUACGGACUCGGUGGCGAGUUUAUGUUUGACGAAUGGGCUCCUAAAUGAGGACUUCAGGAAGCACCUUACCACAAAGCCAGUCUGGACAAUGCAGGAGAUCCAGUGCGUGGCUAAGGAGUAUAUCAAUGACGAGGAGGUCAGCCGGGUCGUGGCUGCCAAUAAACGACAACCCCCCUACAACCAAACCAGGCACUACGAUGGUGGAGAAAGACAAAAGGAACGCACCAGGGACGGUGGCUUGAGCAAGACGACAAAACCAUUUCCCCGAGUCGGGAAAUUCACCAACUACACCCCCCCUCGCGGCACCAAUCACAGAGGUCUACCAACAGAUAGCCGAGAAAGGGAUACUAUCGAGGCCCGACCUCUGAAGGACAAGACGGGGGGAAACAAAAGCCUUUACUGCGAAUAUCACAAGGGGUAUGGGCAAAAGACCCAAGACUGCUUCGACCUAAAGGAUGCCCUGGAGCAAGCAAUCAGGGACAGAAAGCUUGCCGACUUCUCCCACCUCAUAAGGGAACCGAGGAGACGGAAUCGGGAUCACGAGGGUGAGGACAGGUCCCGGGCGACAAGACGACGUCAAGAACCAGAGGGAGACGACCACGGUCUCACGGUGGUGAAUGUAGUAACGGCAAGGAAUUCCGCCCCGAGGUCGAAAUCGGCGCAGAAGAAAGACGCCAAGGUCCUGGCGGUCUCCUCCUCAUCUGCUAGGGGUUCCCGGGGACACCCAUCUAUCUCUUUCGGCCCUGAGGACCAAUGGUUCGAUGAGGUACCGGAAAGUCCCCCCAUGGUUAUCACGGCCAGAGUCGGAACCGGACUCGUCAAACGGAUCCUAGUGGACACGGGGGCAGACUCGAACAUCAUGUUUCGCAACGUCUUCGACGCCUUGGGACUGCGUGAUGCCGACCUGGCGACCCACCAGCACGGUGUGGUAGGGUUGGGUGAUCACUUCAUCAAGCCAGAUGGGAUCAUCUCACUACCGACCUCCCUUGGACAAGGACAGAGGCGAAGAACGGUAAUGGCCGAUUUUGUUGUCUUACGAGAUUCCACUGCUUAUAAUAUCAUCCUGGGGAGAAAAACAAUCAAUGACCUCGGGGCAGCGAUUAGCAUGAAACUGCUUGUAAUGAAGUUUGUUACCGAUGACGGAUCCGUAGGGUCUAUCAGAGGAGACUUGGAAACGGCAGUCGCUUGCGACCACGCCAGUCUCUCUCUUAGGAAAAAAUCCAAAGAAGCAUCCGGGGUUUUCCUUGCCGACCUGGAUGCCAGGAUAGAUGACAAGCCCAGACCUGAGCCAGAAGGGGACUUGGAAAAAUUUAGGGUCGGCGAUGGGGACGAGAAGUUCACCCGAUAUGCCAGGGAUAGACCCCCAGCUCAUGUCACACCAUCUGACCGUCAAGCCGGAGGCCAAGCCAGUGGCUCAGAGGAGGAGAAAGAUGUCACAAGAAAAGGGCAGAGGAGGUGGCCAGGCAGACGGCCAGCCUCCUUGAAGCAGGUUUCAUCCGAGAGCUGGACUAUUCGACUUGGCUGUCAAACGUGGUUUUGGUGA